This is a messenger RNA of Lolium perenne, 460 nucleotides long. The record is from RefSeq and is a predicted model, not a curated record. Lineage: Eukaryota; Viridiplantae; Streptophyta; Magnoliopsida; Poales; Poaceae.
AUGGGGAAAGAGUGGAUACUUAUUGUCGCAAACUUCAUUGAUAAAUCAUUUGAUGUGUUAAAUCCUGAUUCCUCAGUAGGAAAGUUCUCCACAGUAGUUAACACUGUGAUAUUCAAUUUCAAACAACUAUUUGUCAAAUGUUAUCCUGGUUGCUUCAAGUUCAACAUACAUGAUUUUAGUGUUAAGUAUGUUCAUGUGCCAAAGCAAAACUUUAGGUAUGAUUCUGGAAUUUUUGUGAUCCAAUAUAUGAGAUGCUACAAUGGAGUUGAAGUACAACAAUUCUCAAAUGUUGACUUGCAAGCAAUCCGUGAAAAAGUCUCAUGCCAGCUAGUGAUAAACAAAUUUAAUGAGCAACAGGUGCCAAUAGCACGAGAAUUCAUUUCGAAGCAUGCUCCACAUCUUCUUCAUUGAUUAAGUUAGCAAUUUAUUUCAAGGAGACAGAUGAUGUAUUGAAAUUGUA